Teleopsis dalmanni is the source of this 1995-nucleotide messenger RNA. RefSeq lists its product as uncharacterized. Gene Ontology annotation, molecular function: DNA-binding transcription factor activity, RNA polymerase II-specific; RNA polymerase II cis-regulatory region sequence-specific DNA binding; ATP binding. The record is from RefSeq and is a predicted model, not a curated record. Gene Ontology annotation, cellular component: nucleus. Gene Ontology annotation, biological process: regulation of DNA-templated transcription. Lineage: Eukaryota; Metazoa; Arthropoda; Insecta; Diptera; Diopsidae. The transcript is spliced from 5 exons. The coding region runs from base 17 to 1693 and encodes 558 amino acids.
UGUCAAUAGAAGCAAAAUGCACAUUUCAAGUGAAGUGAGUUCCACAACAAACCAUCAACAAACACCUACCAAACGUGUUAGUAACUCUGUGAAUAGUGAAAAUUCAAAUGGCAAUAACAACAACAAUAAUAAUAAUAAUACUAACAAUAACAAUAGUAAAAAACCUGUUGACGUAAGUCCUUAUUUAACACCUGAGAAUUUAUUUGAACGAACCGUUGACGUGCUCCUAGCAGAGCAUCCAGGAGAAUUGGUAAAAACGGGAUCGCCGCACAUUGUUUGCACAACGUUGCCCACACACUGGCGUUCAAACAAAACUCUGCCGAUUGCCUUUAAAGUGCUCGCCCUCGGUGAGGUGAUGGAUGGUACAAUUGUGACAAUACGCGCCGGAAAUGAUGAAAACUUUUGCGGAGAGCUACGCAACUGUACGGCAGUGAUGAAGAAUCAAGUGGCCAAAUUCAAUGAUUUGCGUUUCGUUGGACGUAGCGGCAGAGGUAAAAGCUUUACACUUACAAUUGUGAUAUCAACGAAUCCAAUACAAGUUGCCACUUACAAUAAAGCCAUCAAGGUAACUGUGGAUGGUCCGCGUGAACCACGUUCCAAAGUGCGUCAUCAAGGCUUUCACCCGUUUGCAUUUGGUCCACAGCGAUUUGGUCCGGAUCCACUUAUGGGUGGUUUACCAUUUAAAUUACCAGGUUUCGCUCAUCAUCUAGUGGGUAUGCAUGCCCAUUUACCAGCACCAGAUUGGCGUGCACUGGGUGCCGGACAUGCUGCCUUAGGACGUCCUGGAUUUCCACAUGGCGCACAUUUCUUUCAUCAUCCUCACGCCGCUUUUCCAGCACAUGGUAUAGCUAGUACUUUGGAACGUAAUGGCUUAGGAACAAUAGAAAAUGCACACCUAACACAUUUAAGUCAAUUAUCAACCAUUAAUGCUGCUCACAGUACAACAAGUCCUGAAGGUUCACCUACCACAACUAAUACUGCAAUUGGACAUCUGCCAUUAACCACAUCCCCGCCUUUAACCACAACAAAUAGUGAUAAUGAAAACAAUAACAUCAUUGACGCUGGUUUCGAAAGUGAUAGCAUAUCUGUAACCGGUUCUCCACGUAAGGUAUCAUCUCUGCAUGAAGACGAUGAGGGGCGCAGCAUUUCUCCACCAAGCAGUAACGGUAAUGGUGGUGCCUUUACAUCACUCAUACAGCGUAACUCGACUUUACGUAAAAAUGAGAUAUUUACUGGAUUUGCAAAUCACUUUCAACCAAGUCAUGGUUUUAAUCCAGCUUUGGCUGCACAACUAUUCUUGCAGAAUCCUUUGUUGCCACAGCCUAGUCAGUGGCUGUAUUCACAACUUUACGGUAAUUACAGUGAUAUGCCUUGGUUUCGUGGUGCUAUGACUACAAGUCCAACGUCUGCGGGCUUAACACAAUCUAUGCCUACAGCUCCAGCCAGCACAACAGAUGUAUCCAAUGGCGUGAAUUUAGUUAAACGAAAUGUAACACUCAUCUCACAUUCACAGGACAAUGAAAAUGCAAAUCCUAAUGCCUCGCCACCAGUCAGCUCAACUCGUCGUUCACCAUCACCUGUGGAAACUAUUGAUUUAGAUGAUGUUAGUACCACUUCUCGUUCGGGAAGUGGCAGUUUUGGACCUAUACGUUGUCGUACACCCAAGCCGAAUGAUGUUUGGCGUCCCUACUAGCGGCUCCGUAAUGCCAUAGUAACGGCACUAGGCAUCGGGUUUGAGGAGAAUGAGGCUUUUGUAUCUGAGCAUUCCAACUUACGUGAUUUAGACCUUGCAGCUUAUGAAGCGGUUGAUAGUAUCUAAUCAUAGUAUUUUCCGUUUUUAAUAAUUGUUGUGAAUUUUUUCAUAUCGUAAGACUUCUUUUUUAAUUUUUUUCUUUUACUUUCUGCGAGUUUUAUUGGCUUUAGUUAAGACUUGAGAUUAAGAGUUUGUUAAUAAAAGAACAACAUAUCGAAUUUAAUUAAAUUUAGCUUAACAUA